AUGGAUGUUACCUACUCCAAGUUUGUAGACUACCUCUAUACGCCUAAAGAUCCAUCUAGUUUGGCUGUUACAAGAAUAUUAUUUGGGGUAUGUAUGUUGUUCGACAUCCCUGAUGAGAGAGGUGGGGCGAUGAUGAAGUCUCGUUGGGGCAAUCCAGACACUUGCCAUUUUCCUUUAAUUCCAUUUGUGACUGCAGUUCCCAUGCCGUACAUGGCAUUGGUGUACCUGGCUUUGUGGCUUGGUGCUUUAGGUAUAACUCUGGGCUACAAAUAUUAUUUAGCAUCCUGGACCUUCACAAUUGCAUAUUGGUAUUUGUUCCUAAUAGAAAAGAGUUUCUGGAACAAUCAUAGCUAUUUGUUCGGGUUGGUGUCAUUUUUAUUAUCCUUCACGCAGGCUGGUUACUUUUGGUCUGUGGAUGCGUACUUGGACCCUUCAUUAAAGAAAACCACAGUGCCAUAUUGGAACUACUUCGUUUUGAAAUACCAGUUCUUCAUUCUAUACUUUAUGGCUGGCAUAAAGAAAGGAACUGCUGAGUGGUUGACAGGUUACUCUGUAAAUCAUUUGAGCGAGCAUUGGGUAUUCGCUCCGUUCAAAUUGUUCCUAACAGCACGUCAAAUAAACUAUCUCAUUGUACACUGGUUUAUCUUCGUUUUUGAUCUAACAAUUGCUUUCUGGAUGAUGUAUUCAAAAACAAGACAUAUUGCCAUGGUAUUCUGUGGUCUGUUCCAUCUUAUGAAUAUUCGUCUUUUUAGUAUCGGUAUGUUCCCCUGGGUUUGCUUAUCGACGAUGCCACUUUUCUAUCCUUUUGACUGGCCAAAGAAAGUUUAUCAAACUUUAUCAGUGUGGCUGCAAAAACAUAACAAAGCGAUAGUGGCGAAAAUAAUGACACGUGCUAUUUGUCUUGAAACUCAAACAAACAAACAAAAAUGUUGCAAUGCAAAAGAGAUAAAAGAUGCAAGUGAAAUUACAAAAGAGGAUCUAAACUCCACUAAAGCAGAACCUACGACUCAAGAUAAAGGAGAAGAAGAGAAAGAGAGCAAAAAUGUGUCUAAAUCACGAGGAACGACAAUUUUAUUGAUUUUGCUAUUUGUUUUUUCGCAGGCAUUUUUGCCGUUUUCACAUUUUAUAACCAAGGGAUACAAUAACUGGACGAACGGUCUCUAUGGAUAUUCCUGGGACAUGAUGGUUCACACAUGGGAUGUUAAUAGCGUGGUCAUCAAAAUAGUUGACAACACCAAUCAAGCUGAAUACUACCUCGACCCGUACACUUUCACCCCAAACAACCGUUGGACACGAUAUGGCGACAUGAUCCACCAAUACGCUCAUUGUUUGAAGGACAAAUUUGCCUCCAAACAGACGAAUAUAUCAAUCUAUUUCGAUAUUUGGUGUUCUCUUAACGGCAGAUUUACACAGAGGAUGUUUGAUGAUAAAAUUGAUAUGUUGAAUGUGUCCUGGUCGGCAUUUCGUCCUGUGUCCUAUCUUAUGCCCCUAUUGAGUGAGGGUUACAGUUGGAGAAAGGAAUUGCGAGAUAUAGAGGACGAUGUUAAUUCGUGGAACAAUAAUAGUGAUGUCCUUUUUGUUGCCGAGUUUCCAGGUUACGAACAAUACAAGUUCAUACCGAAGGAGUUGGUGGACGUAAAGUUGACAGCACUUAAGGGCGACUUGCUUUAUGAAAUAGAAAUGCGUAACGUCACUCAAACUCAGCUGUCUCCAGGAAUGAAAGUGAAUAUUACUUCGAAUAUGUUCCAUAGAGUGAAGAAUAUAGGUUCUAUGCCAGCUUUUUACAUGUAUACCUUUACGGAUACGGUUGAAGAUAAUGUUCAGUCGCCGGAUCAAUAUUUACCUAUAGCGAACGAGAUUUCACGCAGAUUCAGGAAUUAUAUAUUGUUUAUCAAUAAUCUAAUGUCUAGUUUAUCUAAAAUUACAGAAUGCCAAUGAAUUACAACGAAAAUUUAAAAGAAAACUUUCAUUA
Molecule: messenger RNA, 1972 nt
Organism: Pieris rapae (cabbage white)
Lineage: Eukaryota; Metazoa; Arthropoda; Insecta; Lepidoptera; Pieridae
Product: vitamin K-dependent gamma-carboxylase
Exons: 9
Coding region: 1-1938 (645 amino acids)
Biological process (GO): peptidyl-glutamic acid carboxylation
Molecular function (GO): gamma-glutamyl carboxylase activity; vitamin binding
Source: RefSeq, a predicted model, not a curated record